AUGCCAAAGGCAAUUACUCCGUCUUCUACGUCUGCUAAACAUGGUCGGCGGCACAAUCCUCUUGAGGCGGACCUCACAGCUAGUGUCUCUCAAAAGAUUCGCUUAUCCAAAAGAGUUUCACAAUACCAAGAUGAGGGCGAUAGCUUCAUCGAUUCCAAAGCUUCAAGACGAAUACUGCAAAUGGGACAACAGUUAGUCGACGAAGAUAUCGAUGAAACCCCCGAAAUUCUUAAAUCAACAUUCAAUUUUGAAGAGAGGUCAACGGAUGAUGAUGAAGAAUCGGAAGAACCACUAGACCAAUUUGAAGAAUGGGGUGUCGAUGAAGAAGAAGAAGAAUUAGAAGUUGCAGACAUUGAUACUUUCAAUAAGUUCUUUCCAGAAGAUGAAGAUGUAUUGCUGAAGCAGGGAUGGGGAGCCGAGUCCAUUGACAACAACAAAGACACGGGAACAAAUCUUGCCGACAUAAUACUGCAAAAAAUAGCAGCGCAUGAAGCAGCUCAAGCCAAUACAGGGAGGAGUCACAACAUAACAAUGAAGUCUUGUAAUAAUGCGGAUGAAAUACCUGAGAAGGUUAUAGAGGUAUAUACAAAAGUCGGACUCAUACUUUCGAGAUACAAAUCUGGAAAACUUCCAAAGCCCUUCAAAAUUCUUCCAACUAUUCCCCGCUGGGAAGAAAUACUUGAAAUCACUAGGCCGGAUAAAUGGACAGCAAAUGCCUGCUAUGAGGCCACAAAAAUAUUUAUUUCCAGUAAACCAGCAACGGCCCAACAAUUCAUGGAAACAGUCAUCCUUGAGCGUGUGCGAGAAGAGAUUCAUGAAACAAAGAAGUUAAAUGUUCACCUAUUCAAUGCACUAAAAAAAGGCCUCUAUAAGCCCGCCGCGUGGUUCAAAGGCUUUCUUUUCCCGUUGAUUGGAUCUGGGACCUGUACUCUACGAGAAGCACACAUCGUAUCCGCUGUGCUAGUACGCGUGUCUGUCCCCGUGCUUCAUUCAGCAGCUGCACUCAAAGGCUUGUGUGAUAUAGCUGCGCAAGAAACUUCAACCGGAACAGAAGGAGGGGGUGCGACGAAUGUUUUCAUCAAGGCUCUUCUCGAAAAGAAGUAUGCUCUUCCAUAUCAGGUAAUAGAUGCUCUAGUUUUCCACUUUCUCCGAUUUAAGGUUCCAACUCUCAAUAAUGCUGCCGAGACGGAAGGAGGGAAAGGCGAAUAUGGAGCGGUAGGGGCAAAAGACUCCCGCCUACCUAUUAUUUGGCAUCAAUGUCUUCUCGCCUUUGCUCAAAGAUAUAGAAAUGAUAUUACAGAAGAUCAGAGGGAAGCAUUACUAGACCUUCUCUUGACUAAGGGGCAUUAUAAAAUUGGGCCUGAAAUCAGGAGAGAGCUACUUGACGGAAGAGGCAGAGGCGUCGCACUUGAGGUUGACGUUAAUGCCAUAGAUGGUGAUGAUACUAUGAUGUUGGAAUAA
Molecule: messenger RNA, 1461 nt
Organism: Blumeria graminis f. sp. triticale
Lineage: Eukaryota; Fungi; Ascomycota; Leotiomycetes; Helotiales; Erysiphaceae
Source: the annotation of a GenBank genome assembly